This is a messenger RNA of Penicillium vulpinum, 798 nucleotides long. RefSeq names its product ureidoglycolate hydrolase. Gene Ontology annotation, molecular function: ureidoglycolate lyase activity; ureidoglycolate hydrolase activity. The coding region runs from base 1 to 798 and encodes 265 amino acids. The record is from RefSeq and is a predicted model, not a curated record. The transcript has a single exon. Gene Ontology annotation, biological process: allantoin catabolic process. Lineage: Eukaryota; Fungi; Ascomycota; Eurotiomycetes; Eurotiales; Aspergillaceae.
AUGGCGCCGACCCUCUCAGCCAACCCAACAGUCACACUCACCCCGGAGCCUCUUACACCGGAGAACUUCGCACGAUUCGGCACCGCAGUGGUCUCCCCAUUACCGCGACAACUAAAUAUUGCCCCUCAACCAUCAUCCCUACCGCCACGUAACCCUACCCCGGUCCUGGCGAACCAAAAUUCUGCUCUCAAAUACAGUCCUAUCUCCCCGCUCCUCGACCGCUACACAAAUGCCUGUCCAAGCGGCCAGCCCUCCGAGGCACGCAUGACCAUGUUCUGCUGUUUCCCGCGGAAAUUGCGCAAAUUGCGCGCUGUCAGCACCGGCCCCCAGCUGUCUGACACGGAGGUCUUUGAUGUGCGGAUCCUGGAGCGCCACCCGUUUACAAAUCAGACUUUCAUUCCCGUCGACCUAUCGGCCCAUAGGAAGGUCGGGGAUGGCGAGGAAGAACCGCUGUUUUUGGUUGUUGUUGCCCCCACUUUGAAGGGGAGAACGGCUACAGCGAUGAAUGAGGCCGGUGAGACAGUUACUAUUCGUAACCCACCUGAUUUAGAUAAUGUUAAAGCGUUUAUUGCCCGUGGUGGCCAGGCGGUAACUUAUGGUGUUGGGACAUGGCAUGCUCCCAUGGUUGUUUUGGGUCGGAGGAGGGUUGAUUUUGUCGUUGUGCAGUUUGUUAAUGGGAUUGGUGAUGAAGAUUGUCAGGAGGCUGCGUUUGGAGAGGGUAUUGUAGUUGAUCUUGGUCGGAAGGGUCAACUUAGUCCGGCUGAGAAGGGGGCGGGACUGUGGUCGGCUAAGUUAUGA